Messenger RNA from Owenia fusiformis, 4853 nucleotides. Lineage: Eukaryota; Metazoa; Annelida; Polychaeta; Sabellida; Oweniidae. The record is from the annotation of a GenBank genome assembly.
CCGGAUUGAGUCCGGAUGAGCAAAACGCAGAAGAGACGUCACACAAAUAGUGAUUUUACUCCAUUUUAGCGUUGAAAUAUUAGUGUUUUGUUGCUCAGAGUAUUGAAAAAAGACCAUGUGAAUAUGUAUCCACAGAAAAUUCAGCGUGCAAAACUUGUCAAACAGCCAAAUAUUGGACCUGCAAUGACUCGGAAAGACAUAAAGUAAGGGAAUUUAGUUUUAUUUUUCACCGCUAGGUUUACGCUCUUGAAUUUGAUUGGUCGACGUUGAACAGGCUCCAAAAUUUGAAACAACAGAGGAAGUGAAAAUAUCGAUAUAAAAUCACAAAAUACAGGCAAUAUGAGCAGACAGAGAGGUAAAACACCUCGUAAGACAAAUAAAAGACCAUCUCAGACUGACCCUGUUGAGGUGUAUUGCAGAAUAAGACCCUUGAGCAAUGAUAAUGAAGAGGUCUGCGUCAAGGCACUCAGCACAAAUGUUGUGCAGCUCUGUCCCACAGAGGCAUCACAUGCUUACAAGAUGGGUAACAUCAAGGAGACUCAGUACACAUUCCAGUAUGUGUUCGACAAAUACACAAGCCAGAAGGCAAUGUUUGACCAUACAGCCUUACCCCUAGUUGAAGAUGUCCUGAAAGGAAAAAAUGGCCUACUAUUUGCUUAUGGUAUCACUAGUUCGGGUAAAACACACACAAUGACAGGGCAUCCACACGAUCAGGGUAUUUUACCCCGCUGCCUUGAUGUUCUUUUUAACAGUCUUGAAGAGCAGCAGACAAAGAAAUAUGUUUUCAAGCCAGAUAAGAUGAAUGGUUUUGAUGUACAGUCUGAGGCAGAUGCUAUGGUUGAGAGACAGCGUAGAGAUCUCAUGCCAAAACUAAUGAAGACCCCACAGACACCAAGAUCCAAGGACAAAGGUGCCUUCUGUGACUCCGGUCGUGUUAAGGAUCCCUCCAGAGUUGAUGGUGUAGAAGAGGAUAACAAUUAUGCUGUGUUCGUCUCUUACAUUGAGAUCUAUAACAACUAUGUCUAUGAUCUACUGGAGGAUCUCACAUAUGAUCCCAUCACAGGGCUCAAGGCUCCUACAUCCAAGAACCUGAGGGAAGACAGCGAUCAUAACAUGUACGUCAGCAGUGCAGUGGAGGUAGAAGUGAAGAGUUCAGAAGAGGCACUUGAAGUGCUAUGGAAAGGUCAGAAGAGACGUAAGGUUGCCCACACAGCCCUGAACACUGAAUCCAGUAGAAGCCACAGUGUGUUCAACAUUAGACUAGUCCAGGCACCUCUAGACCCCCUUGGAGAGGAAGUGUAUCAGGAUAAAGACAAGAUCUGUGUGAGUCAGCUGUCACUGGUAGAUCUGGCGGGAAGUGAGAGAACAAACAGAACCAACAAUGAAGGAAGUCGUCUUCGGGAGGCGGGAAAUAUCAACCAAUCACUGAUGGUGCUACGAACUUGUAUCGAGCUACUCCGAGAAAACCAGAAGUUUGGUUCAAAUAAGAUGGUGCCAUAUCGGGACUCCAGAUUGACCCACCUGUUCAAGAACUACUUUGAUGGUGAAGGCAAAGUCAGGAUGGUUGUGUGUGUUAACCCUGCUGGAGCUGAAUAUGAUGAGACAGUUCAUGUGAUGAGGUUUGCCGAGUUGACGCAAGAGGUACAGAUUGCUAGGCCACAACAGGUUAGGUUUGACAUCGGUCUCACCCCAGGACGUCGACGUAUGAACCAACAGUACAAAGAGAAACUUGCUAAGAUGAAAGAAGAUGGACUGGAGAUUCCAACCCCAGAGAGAAUGUACAGUAUGGGACCACCUUUCCCACUAAUGGAGCUAUUUGAAGCACAUGAUAACGCUACUCUGCUUCAACUGGCACAGUUCCUGCAUGAUCGGGAAAAACGAAGAGCAUCACUUGUUCCAGAUCUGGAUACUAAACAGGACCAGUUCAGGAAUCAGCUGAUGGAGAUAGAAGAAGAGAAUGUCAAGCUAAAGGGAAGACUACAACAGUUGGAAUCCAUGCUAGGAGACAAGGACACUGAGAUAACAAGGGUGGGGCGCAGGAUACGUACCUUGGAGAAAGAGAACAGGCAAUUACAGUCAACAGCUCAUGCUUAUGAACAAGAGAGACGAGAACUCAAUUAUGAGGUGUCUGAGAAAGACAGUAAGCUGACACAACUGAGAGACAAAAGGCAAAAGAUGAGAAAUCAGUUUGAGUACCAAAUGCAGGUCAACAAUCAACAGUGGCACAAAAACAUGACUGCUGAAAAGAACAAGAUUGCUAUGGAAGCGGCACAGGAGAUAGCUGAAAAAGAACAAAAACUUGAACUCUUGAAGUCUAUAGUUAAUAACCAGGCCCCAUUGUCAUCAGGCUCUGGUUCACAAUACUCAUCUACGCCACCAAUCACUCCAAAACCUCGUCCAAGGACUCAGACCAUUUCUACUACGUCUAGUGCCAAACCAAAGUCAAGGUAUAUUCCCCCAGCUCGUUCAGAGCCAGAUCUGAGUAUAGUACAAGGAGGCACCCAGUAUGGACCCAAGCCUGCAAUUAGGGGUAGACCAACCACAAGAGACACACACACCAGGAGAGGUGCAUCCCCUCCAGCUGUUAAACCUAAACCAGUUGUGAAUCCUCGUUACCACAGAAGGUCACGAUCCUCUCAUGCUGAUAUCUGGAUAGACCACCAAUCCAAAGGCACAGUUGAAACAGGUACAAUCCUUCAACCAACUCUGAAGAAGAAGAAAUCUGUGAGCAAACUUGAGGUCGCUGACACUAAAGAGGCCACUAGAUAUAUGUUGACCCACCAGACAGCUGAUAGUGAUGGUGAUGUAGCCACUAAUCUCAUCAAGGGUGAUAUCAUCCCUACAGCUACUGGAGGCUCAGCUGUCAUCUUUAAAGAUGUAGAGACACUCAAACAGACCUCACCUGGGGAAAGAAAGCGCAAGUCAAAGGAGCAAAAACCAGAAGAGAAUGAUGGAGAGUGGACAGAUGUUGAGACCAGGUGUAGGCAGGGAAUUGGCAACUUCCUAUCAUCAAAGAAAAGUAAAGGGUCAAGAGUGUGAUGAGACCAGCUAGGCUAGGAUAGAUCUAGUAAACAUAAAAUGCUUAUAUAAAAUAAGGUGAUGGUGCAACCACAAAACAACAACCACUAUCUCCUAGUCUUCACAGUUCAGUGCCAUUAGAUUCUAAUCAGCUGGAAUUCAUCCAUCUUCUACUACUGCUGCAGAGUACUAGUAUAUAUGCAGGUGCAAGUUUCAAACGCAUGCACAAAUCUAGAUACAAUUCAUCAUUGAAGGAACAGUCCUGAUUUAUUGGAGAUCAAAUUUCUUCUACAGGUUAUAAUUCAGCGGCAUAAUGGAAGACCUUGAUAUCUGGAGAUACAGACGAUUUUGAUUCAUACUUUAAAAACAAUGAAAUAUAAAUUCUAAAUUAGUGAAUAACCAGCUGGAUAAAAUCAAAUGAGAACAAAUGGGGAUACAGAUUUGAGUAGAAAAUCAUGUACAGCAGACACAUACAACAUGAUCAAUGGAGAAUUUUGGACAACAUAAUACGACCAUUUAAUAGACAUCAACACACAACUUGGAACUUGGCAGAUUUGUCUGGUGUUUAUAGAAGGAUUAGCUCUAGAGGCCUAGACAUAGUUAUUGCAUUCAACUGAAAAUGUAUGGUGCUCCACAUCAUGAAUUUAUGAUCUGGGAAGACCAUCAUUGGUACUUGGAAUUGGAAAUUUUGUGAAUUAUGACUCCUGUAUUUUGAUUUCAAUCUUUUUACAUUGCAACUAUCACAAUGUUGUAAUGAAAUUAUAUCUCGUUAUUUGGAGCACCAAACAUUCUUCUGUGAACUUGAGAUAACUGGCAAGAUUUUGUAUAUAAGUGAACUUAAUAGAAUUGCCAUUUGCCACCAGGAAUAAGCAAGGGUCCAAUAUUGUGGAGUACUAACUACAAAACUAGAACUGGCAAUCAUGAAUUUUAACACAUAUUUAUUGGAAUCAUGAAAGGUGCCAGAGACUUAAGGAGAAAGUCGAGCUAUUAUAAACUGUGCGUGCAGAGAAGAGCACCGAUUUUAUAUACAAUGUAUAGUAGUUAGUUGUAGGUUUAGUUUUAUAAUGUUAAUUUGUGGCGCUUAUUGUAUGUAUGUAUGAAUGAGUGAAUGUGAUUUUAAGGAGACUGGUCAAUUAUACUUAUCAAAUCAAGAAAAUCCUUACACUUGCAGUAAAUGAAUAUAAUUUUCAAAGCAAAUCCAAAAAUGCAAUAUUUGCAUUCAACCAAUAUCGGAAUAUGUUGAGAGAGAAGUGUUUUGAUUGUCAUUGUGAGAAGCCUGUUGAUUGUCAUUGUGGAAAUGUGUUGAUUGUCAUUGUAGCACAUGUGUGUUUUUGGCCAUCCGAUACUUCUCUUUAAAUGGCUCAUCUAUGCCAGAUGUCAUUUUGAAUUAUUUUUACAAAAUGUGCUUCAAUAACCAACUGUAAAUACAUAGCUAGUCACAGUGAUUGCAGAUGUUAUUUUUAUGCCCAUCAGAAUUUUUAAUGUGUUCAAUCCGUUCAAAGUUCACACCUAAUAUUCCCAAAGUUGACCAAAUCAAUUUAUAAUUAGUCACUUCGUUAAAUUUAUCCAGUGUGUUCAUGGAUUCUGUUGUGCUCCAAUAUUUACAAGUUUCCAUCCUCCAGGUGCAGGGAUCCAGAUGUCCUCUACCAAGUUCCUUUUUAUAGGUGGAAAACCUAGAUCUCUACAAAUGGAGGAUGAUUUUGUGCUCAAACAAAAUUGUACCAAGUAAUGUUCAAUUUAGACAUCAGAAUUCAAGGUCAGGUUUUCAGAAGAACUUCAUGUGGAUUUCUUCAUGUGAACUUCAUAAGUUAUUAUGGAAACACUUUUGUUCACUU